This is a messenger RNA of Puccinia graminis f. sp. tritici CRL 75-36-700-3, 619 nucleotides long. RefSeq lists its product as uncharacterized. The coding region runs from base 1 to 588 and encodes 195 amino acids. NCBI's taxonomy places the organism in Eukaryota, Fungi, Basidiomycota, Pucciniomycetes, Pucciniales, Pucciniaceae. The transcript has a single exon. The record is from RefSeq and is a predicted model, not a curated record.
AUGGCCCCGGGGUUCGGGACGGGGUUUGAGGCUAUACAUGAUCCCGAGGAACGAAGCACGGGGUUCCAGGGUUCAAACCCCCGAAACCCCGGGGUUUUGAUCUUUGUUUUUGCUUUUGAGGCAGUGUCAAGUUUUGACCAGCCAAGGAAGAACUCCUUUUGGCUGAGUGGAAAAAUCUGUACGCUCCUCAGCUGGUUGGUACAGACUCACCUACCGGUCAAAGAGCAUUCCUGCCCAACUACAAAUUGGUAUAAUCAUUGCCAGCCAGCUGGGGAAGAAUCCAUCUUUGCCGGUAGGCAAGUCUGCAUCAUCAACCAGCCAAGAAGUGCGCCCCUUGGCUGGUUGGUAGAUGCUCGACCAACCAGCCAGGGAGGAAUACCCUGUUGCCAGUUUGCUUUACCGGCCAGCCGGGAAGAAUACGCUGUCCGACCAGCCAGGUGGAAUAAACCUCCUCCUCGGCCGGUCAGUAGUAUAGUGGAUCCCAGAGUCCAGAGUCCAGACCCCGUUUGUAGAGGCGGGUGUGAAAUUGACUCAACAACCAUUGACAACGGUCGUUGGGAGGAGCUGUUGGCUAGAACAUCCCCAUAAUAUAUCAAAACCCCGGGGUUCUGGGGUUCUG